Onychomys torridus (southern grasshopper mouse) is the source of this 3373-nucleotide messenger RNA. RefSeq names its product docking protein 3 (gene Dok3). Gene Ontology annotation, biological process: positive regulation of MAPK cascade; cell surface receptor protein tyrosine kinase signaling pathway. The transcript has 5 exons. Gene Ontology annotation, cellular component: cytoplasm. NCBI's taxonomy places the organism in Eukaryota, Metazoa, Chordata, Mammalia, Rodentia, Cricetidae. The coding region runs from base 1851 to 3185 and encodes 444 amino acids. The record is from RefSeq and is a predicted model, not a curated record.
GCAAGACAUCAACGUCUCCCAGAGCUGCCAGCCUGCUAUAGAAGGGACUGACUGACUGACUGAUGUGCCCAUCUGGGGACUUGGGGCAUCUGGUCAGGAAUGCCCAAUAGCUCAGAGGAGCCACAGUUGGGGUCAUGGGGAAAUGGCUGGGUCCCUGGUCUCCCUGCUGUCUGACCCUGCCGCUCAUCCCCCUCUUCCCGUGAUUGAGCCAGGGCCUCUCAAGCCUCUUUGGCUACCCCUCCCUGCCUGUGCAGGUGCCCAGUCAGAAAUCCAUCUGCUGAGGAAGUGGUAGAUGCCACAGAACUGCCAUUCCGGCCACAGACACCCUCUACCUCCUCCUCGCCCUGCCCCACUCCCUUCACUCUGUAAAGACAGAAAUGAGCCAGGCAGAUGCUGCCCUGACUGGGGAGCCACAUGUGAGAUUCUUACAUGCAGAUGCCUGCUGUAGCCCAGCCCACCAACCAGGACUUCACCCUGCAGCAAGAGGGGCCAAGAAGUGCACAGCAGUCUCCAGGUAUCUCGGCCUCUCUGCGAACAGGACAUUGCAUGUGAGGCACAUGCUGAUUCAGCAGACAGCAGUUGCUCAACCUACGUUUGUCACUUAGUGUGUGGCCUCCAGCAAGUUACUUAAUACAUCUGAGCCUUAAUUUCCUCAUUGCCGAAAUGUCAGUGAGGAUGCAAAAGAUAGGGUCAGGCUGUGUAAGCGCGGAGCUGCCCGGACCAUGGUGGGCAAGGAGCCAGGAGCCAAAAGGCCCCUUGAAUGUAUUUCCAUGUCUAUAGUGUGACCCCUAAAGAGCAUUCCUCAGCCUGGUUACAGCAUUCUUUCCCAACGUGACAUUACAUGAGUGAGAAGAUACUUCCCAUAAUUCAUACUCAUGCCCCAACAGAGUGCUCCAGCAGCAAGGCAGGUGGGGUGGGAUGGGGGAAAGACACAGGACAGGAAGCAAAGCUUUAAGGAGCAUGUGACCUCCCUAGGGAGCACACUGGGGGCCUGCCACCCACACUCGAUGUGACAAGCAGUAAAGCCGGCUAGAGCCCUUGUGGACUGCUGCCUGGCGGCCGUGCUGUGGGCCUGCGUCAGUCUCUAACCUUAAAGAGUGGUCAGGGAAGGCCUCAGGAAGAAGCGGCCACCCGUGGCAGGAGAGCAGUGGUAAGGGUACCCAGAAGGGACUGAGCUGAAGAAGUACAACUCGGGAGGUAAAGGCAGGAACACACAAGAGUGGAACGGCCCAGACUAGACUGACAAGGAAUAAUGGGGUUGGUGGACAGUCAGGGUGGGCCCAGGUCGGGUAAGGAUGGAGAGGAGGAAGUGAACUUUAGAAAUAUUUCUGGUUGGGCUGGGAGUGUAGCUCAGUGACAGAGCAAUUGCUUUAGCAUACCCAAGGCCCUGGAUUAAUCCAGUAUUUGGCUGGAGAGGCGUGUAGGCCUCAGAAUGGCAACCAGGAGUUUAGUAAUCUGGGGAGAAGAGGGGAGGGUCCAAGGAUAGGGCCAGGGCUGUACAGUUCCCAUCCUCGGGAUGCACAGCCGCCUGGGGAUGGGGGAGGGUUCCGAGCUCGUGACUCAGGGCAUCCAUCCUGUGGUCAGACACUCACAACCAGCUGAUCCAGGUGCAUGCGCAAGAGGCAGUGGCCCCCAGUGGCCUCAAGCUCCCGGUGGGCAGGUGUGGCCUGGUGGAACAGCCAGAACCCGAAGGGAGAGAUUGGUCCUGACUACCCCUUCAGUGAAGACCAGGCUCCCCUCCCCCUGGCCCUGCAGCUGUCUCUGGACAGGGGAAGUGGCCAGAAGGGGAAGUGAGAGGAUCCUGUCCAGCCUGUCAUCAGUCUCCGUGGGGCUUCAGAACAGCCGUGGCCAUGGAGUCUCUGGAGACCCCUGUCAAGGACGGCAUCCUAUACCAGCAGCACGUGAAGUUUGGCAAGAAAUACUGGCGCAAAGUGUGGGCUCUGCUGUAUGCAGGAGGCCCAUCAGGCGUAGCUCGGCUGGAAAGCUGGGAUGUUCGUGAUGGUGGCCUGGGGGCAGCAGGCGACAGAGCCACAGGGCCUGGCCGGCGAGGCGAACGUCGGGUCAUACGCUUGGCUGACUGUGUGUCUGUUCUGCCUGCGGACUGUGAGAGUUGUCCCGGGGACACCGGUGCCUUCCUGAUUACCACCACUGCACGAAGCCACCUGCUGGCCGCCCAGCACCGCCAGUCAUGGAUGGGCCCCAUCUGCCAGCUGGCCUUCCCGGGCACCGGAGAAUGUUCUGGAUCAGGACAGGCUGAGACUCCAAAAAGGGGCUUUGUUCCCAUGGAGGAAAACACUAUCUACUCUUCCUGGCAGGAAGUGAGUGAGUUUCCAGUGGUAGUGCAGAGGACAGAGGCCACCACCCGCUGCCAGCUGAAAGGACCCUACCUCCUGGUGCUGGGCCAAGAUGACAUACAGCUCCGGCAGACUUCCAACCCCCAGGCCUGUUACAGCUGGCCCUACCGUUUCCUGCGCAAGUUCGGCUCUGACAAGGGCGUGUUCUCUUUUGAGGCUGGCCGCCGUUGUGACUCGGGUGAGGGCCUUUUUGCCUUCAGUAGUCCACGUGCCCCAGACAUAUGUGGAGCUGUGGCUGCUGCCAUUGCCCGCCAGCGGGAACGUCUUCCAGAGUUGGCCACGUCCCCACCCUGCCCAUUGCCUCGGGCCCUCUCCCUGCCCUCCCUAGAGCCCCCUGGAGAGCUUCGGGAGAUGGCCCCAGGAUUUGAGCUGGCCACUUCCAGAAAGCUGCCUAUGACUGACCCUGGGCCUCAAAGCCUGCCAUUGCUGCUCAGUCCCACGCAAGAAGGAGGAACAGUAUCCAGUCUCUAUGCGUCCGUGUGCAAGCAGACCAGCAGGCCCACAGCUACUGUGGAGCACCUCUAUGAGAACCUGUGCAUGCUGGAGGCCAGUUCUGGGCUGUCCAAUGGGGGUCCUGAGUCCCAAGAGGGCCCUCCUGGUGGCCACAGCCCCCUGGCCAGCCCCAUCUAUCACAACAGUGAGGACCUGAGUUGGCCUGGCUCAGCCCAGAACAGCAACCUGGAAGCCCAGUACCGGAGGCUGCUAGAGCUAGAGCUAGAUGAGGCUGGAGGAACUGUCCGCUCUGGUGCACAGACAGGCAUUAAGGCCAAGCUGGUGACCCUGCUGACUCGGGAACGGAAGAAGGGCCCUGCUCCCUGUGACCGGCCCUGAAGGCCUGUGCAGUGGCAGCAGGACAGAGGUGAUCUCCCAGGAACUGGAGGGAGCAACUUCAGAUAUAUUUCCUGUCUACUCUGACCUACAGGGACAAGCUAGGCAGCCUGGGAAGAAGCCGCAUGCUGCCCUACCCACUCCCAGCAGACAGUGUACAGAUUGACCAAUAAUAAAGCUUGCCUACCAGC